GCGCGCGCCGGCCGGGGCCGGCGGAGCUGGCGCGGCCCCGCGCCAUGAGGGACCAGCUGGAGCGGGGCCGGGAAGAGUGGCGGGAGCUGGAGGAGGAGUUCCGGCAGCUCCAGGAAACACACAAAGUUUACAGGCAGAAACUGGAAGAAGUCACCAGCUUGCAGACAGUCUGUAGCAGCUCCAUACACAGGCAGAAGAAGACGCUGAAAGAUCUGAAGCACAGCCUGCAAAGGUGCAAGCCCAGAGCGAGUCCCGAGGAGUUUGCUCUCAUUCAGGAGAUCAGCAGCCAGAUCAAGGAGAGGCAGAAUGCCUUCUUCGACAUGGAAGCCUACCUGCCGAAGAAGAACGGCCUGUACUUGAAUCUGGUGCUGGGAAACGUGAAUGUGACUCUCCUGAGUAACCAAGCAAAGUUUGCCUACAAGGACGAGUAUGAGAAGUUCAAACUUUAUCUGACAAUAAUCUUGUUACUUGGGGCUGUUGCCUGCAGGUUUUUUCUGCACUAUAGGGUGACAGAUGAAGUGUUUAACUUCCUGUUAGUGUGGUAUUACUGCACGCUGACGAUACGGGAAAGCAUUCUCAUUAGCAAUGGAUCAAGGAUCAAAGGCUGGUGGGUGUCCCAUCACUACGUUUCCACGUUCCUGUCUGGAGUGAUGUUGACGUGGCCGGAUGGACUCAUGUAUCAGAUGUUUCGCAGUCAGUUUUUAGCAUUUUCAAUAUUUCAGAGCUGUGUUCAGUUCCUACAGUAUUAUUACCAAAGGGGCUGCCUCUAUAGGCUCCGGGCUUUGGGGGAGAGAAACCACUUGGACCUUACAGUAGAAGGAUUUCAGUCCUGGAUGUGGCGGGGGCUGACGUUUCUCCUUCCCUUCUUGUUCUUCGGGCAUUUCUGGCAGCUAUAUAAUGCAAUCACAUGUCUUCUUGUGGAGUAA
This is a messenger RNA of Empidonax traillii (willow flycatcher), 926 nucleotides long. RefSeq names its product transmembrane protein 120B (gene TMEM120B). Bases 45 to 926 code for a protein of 293 amino acids. The record is from RefSeq and is a predicted model, not a curated record. Gene Ontology annotation, biological process: fat cell differentiation. The transcript has 12 exons. Lineage: Eukaryota; Metazoa; Chordata; Aves; Passeriformes; Tyrannidae. Gene Ontology annotation, cellular component: nuclear inner membrane.